Austrofundulus limnaeus is the source of this 1254-nucleotide messenger RNA. RefSeq lists its product as uncharacterized. NCBI's taxonomy places the organism in Eukaryota, Metazoa, Chordata, Actinopteri, Cyprinodontiformes, Rivulidae. The coding region runs from base 169 to 1032 and encodes 287 amino acids. The transcript is spliced from 8 exons. The record is from RefSeq and is a predicted model, not a curated record.
CAUGUGGCCGCUGACAUUUAUAGGAAACAGCUUAGUUUCUGAAGUCUUUUCUCGUGGUUAAAAGUUGGUAUUUUAAUACAGAAAACGUUGUCUGUAGAUAACAUCCUGUCAUCGGGACGACUGGAGGAAAACACGAUGCAGUUAACGUGAGUUGAAUUCUUGAGAAGAAUGUCUUUAGUUCCAGUCCUGAGCUGUCCCACAGUCCCACUUUCCAAUGGUUUACAGAUUCCAAUCCUUGGUUUAGGUACAUCUCACUUUGGAGGAUUUUCUCAUGAGGCCGUAGUGUAUGCGCUCGCUGAGUGCGGCGUCCGCCACAUUGACACAGCAAAACGCUACAACUGCGAGGAGAGACUGGGCAAAGCCAUCAAAGACAGCGGGGUCCCACGAAGGGAUUUGUGGCUCACCAAUAAACUGUGGCCUGGGGACUAUGGAUACAAAGAUGCAAAAAGAGCCUGCCUGGAGUCCUGCUCGGCGAUGGGGGUUGACUACUUUGAUUUAUACUUGAUGCACUGGCCGGAGGCGGAGUCACUGACAUCUGGUUGUUCCAACAGAGAGAUGAGAGCUGAAACAUGGAGAGCUUUGGAGGAGCUUUAUGAGGAAGGGAUUUGCCGUGCUAUUGGAGUGAGCAAUUUCCUGGUCAGCCACCUGGAACAGUUGAAGGAAGACUGCAGUGUGGUGCCACAUGUUAACCAGGUGGAAUAUCAUCCUUUCCAGCAGCCCAAACCCCUGAUAGACUACUGUCGUAAAGAAGGGAUAGUAUUUGAAGGAUACAGUCCUCUGGCCAAAGGUCAAGUCUUCAGCGAUGCCACUGUGCAACAAAUUGCAGAAAAGCACAAACGGACCGCAGCUCAGAUCUGCAUUCGUUGGAGCAUUCAGAAUGGAGUCGUCACAAUACCAAAGUCUACCAAAAACAACCGCAUACAUGAAAACUUUCAGGUGUUUAGCUUCCAGUUGGAUGAGGCAGACAUGGCCACUUUAGGAGGAUUACACGAUGGGAGACAUGUAACUUGGGAUCCAACAAAUGUUAAGUGAGACUAAUGAGGUGUGUUUAGGCUGUUCCCAAGUUUUACAAGCAGUAGUUGAAUAGCAUUAAUUUGUAGUUAAUACAUACUUUGUAGAUAAUUCAUACAUUUUAAUCACUGACUUAAAAAACACACYAUUUUUGUUUGUUUUUAGUUAGUAAUCCCGAAUUUUAACUGCAGCAUUUGAUCAUGUCUGUCAUAUUUUCAAUAAUAAAAAAAACUAAACAUUUUA